Messenger RNA from Contarinia nasturtii (swede midge), 1513 nucleotides. RefSeq names its product DNA/RNA-binding protein KIN17 (gene kin17). Gene Ontology annotation, molecular function: double-stranded DNA binding. Gene Ontology annotation, cellular component: nucleus. Lineage: Eukaryota; Metazoa; Arthropoda; Insecta; Diptera; Cecidomyiidae. Bases 177 to 1355 code for a protein of 392 amino acids. Gene Ontology annotation, biological process: DNA replication; DNA damage response. The record is from RefSeq and is a predicted model, not a curated record. The transcript has a single exon.
UUUACACAUAAAUUCUGAGCAAUUGUUUAUACAAAACAAAAGGCUACUUUCAAAGCAUAUUUUUUUAUUUAUUCGUUCAAUUUACAUCAAGAAAUAUUAUUAAUUUUGAUUUGCUUCAUCGUGUGUUUAACGUUUGUAAUCGUUCUUGGUUCAGCAGUAAUAAAAAGUAACAAAAAAUGGGUCGCGCCGAAGUGGGAACGCCAAAAUAUUUGGCCAAUAAAAUGAAGGCAAAAGGUUUGCAAAAAUUGCGAUGGUAUUGUCAGAUGUGUCAAAAACAAUGUCGUGAUGAAAACGGCUUCAAAUGCCAUACACAAAGCGAAUCACAUCAACGUCAACUAUUGCUAUUUGCUGACAAUUCCAAUAAAUAUAUCUACAGUUUUUCAAAGGAAUUCUCUGACGGUUAUGUGGAAUUGUUGCGUCGUCGUUUCGGGACGAAACGUGUUGCCGCCAAUAAAGUGUAUCAAGAAUAUAUUGCCGAUAAGGAUCAUUUGCACAUGAAUGCCACCAAAUGGCUUACAUUGGGUGAUUAUGUUAAACAUUUGGGGCGUGAAGGUGUUUGUGCAGUGGAUGAAACGGAAAAAGGCUGGUUUGUAACAUACAUUGAUCGAAGCCCGGAAGUAUUGGAGCGUCAAGCAAAAGCGGCCCGCAAAGAAAAACAAGAUAAAGACGAUGCCGAUCGACACAUGGAAUUUAUAAAUAAGCAAGUCGAACAGAAUGCACCAAAAGCGAAAAGUGUCGAAUACACCGAAUUGAAACGUGAAAAUGAAGAUGAAAAAAUUACACUGGCCAUCAAAGCGAAUAAAGUAAAAACCGAUUUACCGAGCACAAGUGGUUUGAAAAAAAUCCAAACGAACGAACGAAAAGAUGAUUCGGAUAUAUUUUUGAAGCCAAGCACAAGUAAAAUGCCAAUUAGUAAAAAAGAUGAUAGCCGUAAACGUAGUGCUCUCGAUGAAAUUAUGAAAAUGGAAGAAACCAAGAAGGAAAAACUUAAUCGCAAAGAUUAUUGGUUGGCUGAAGGCAUUGUGGUGAAAAUUAUCACCAAAUCAUUGGGCGAGAAAUUUUACAAACAAAAAGGUGUUGUAUUGGAAGUAAUCGAUAGAUAUGCGGGUAAAAUAAAACUUUUGGAAUCGGGCGAUAAAGUGAAGUUGGAUCAGGCACAUUGUGAAACGGUCAUUCCGGUCGCUGGUAAAUUGGUUCGAGUGCUGAAUGGUGGAUAUCGAGGUCAUAAGGCUUAUUUGAGGAAAAUCGAUGUAGACAACUUUUGCGUUAGUAUUGAAAUCGCUGCAGGGCCGCUCAAAGGUCGAAUCGUUCAAAAUGUUCAAUACGAAGAUAUAAGCAAGUUGUACACAGACUAAUCAUUUCGCACUAGGAUUUCUUGUAAAAGUUGAGUUUAAACCGAAGACAAUGUCCAAUUAUAUAGGUGACUAUUAUAAGUCAAGAGAAGAAAAUGAUUAUUAAUUAGUUUGCGAUGAUCUUAAUUAUAGUAAAUAAAUGCAUAUCUUUUUUAUGUAAU